Molecule: messenger RNA, 4254 nt
Organism: Saccostrea cuccullata (small rock oyster)
Lineage: Eukaryota; Metazoa; Mollusca; Bivalvia; Ostreida; Ostreidae
Exons: 14
Coding region: 1-2853 (950 amino acids)
Molecular function (GO): protein binding
Source: RefSeq, a predicted model, not a curated record
AUGGAUACUUAUAACUCAAAUAAUCGGAUACGAUCUGACGACUAUCUUUUUGUGGCUGCUCUGGAUUUUGGGACGACGUAUUCAGGGUAUGCCUUUAGCUCUAGAUCUGAAUACAGGGAAAGUCCCCUUAAGAUCCACGCCAAUCAGGCCUGGAAUGCUGGAGGGAGUUCCUUGGCAUCUAUGAAGACUCCCACCUCUCUUCUUCUGGACUCUGAAGGCGAAUUUGUUUCUUUUGGUUACGAAGCAGAAAACAAACAUGGUAGUUUGGUGAUGGAAGGAGACAGCGACAAUUAUUUGUUCUUCUCUAGAUUUAAAAUGAAACACCACAACCGAGAUCUCUUAAAAGAAGAUACCCCAAUUCCUGAUAUUUCCGGUAAACCAUGGCCAGCAAAAGAUGUGUUCACAAAAUCCAUUAAAGCUUUAAAGGACCAUCUGAUGGACCGACUAUCAUUGCAGGGGAUUGAUAUUACAACAAGUGAAAUUCGAUGGGUGCUAACGGUCCCUGCUAUAUGGAGCGACUCUGCAAAGAAAUUCAUGCGUAAAUGCGCAGAACUUGCUGGGAUACCUGGUGAACUGUUGUCUAUUGCUCUGGAGCCAGAGGCAGCAUCUAUAUACUGCCAACAUCUUCCAGACCAUAGAAACUCUGGACAUUUGUCCGAAAGAGGGACCAAAUAUAUGAUAAUAGAUAUAGGAGGCAAUGACCGUCAUCCAGAUUUAAUUAAUAUAGAUGAAGGUUCUCUACAUAAUUCCAAGCCAAGACCAAAACCUGCUGUUACAAUAGACAGAGAUGAUGAUGACGAAGAUGGAGAUGAUAGUGACGUCAUCGACGGUUCCGGCUCUGGGGCCAGUGAAGUUAAAUUGGAAAGCACCACAUUACACCCAACACAAUACCCAGGUCCUGUGGUUAUGGAAACACCUUCACCAAUGUCAACCAUGGACGAUAGGAAAAUCAAAGAAAUAAUCAUUCAAGAAAAAGGUUCAAAGCCUCUAAAAGAUGCUUCAGAUAACAACACACAAGUAUUGGUUUAUGGAAAUAAUGUUAUUACCCUAGUAUCUGAUGACGACAAUGAACACAAGAAAAGCGAAGAUAAAAAGGCAGCCUCCCAUAUAUUGGCUGAAAAGAUUAAAGAAACUGGAAAAAAUCCUACACUACCAGAGGAGACGAAGCAAGAACAAAGUGACAGAAUUUGUGAAGCUCUUGCAUGUAAAUAUGGUGCAAAAUGUAUCGAAAAAGAACCACUUAACUUUGAAUGCAUCUGUCCAGUUGGCACAUGCGCAGACGAGGAGGGUGCAGAGGUGUGUGGGUCUGACGGCAAGACAUACCGAGGCUCUUGUCAGCUGGAGAUGGAGAGCUGCAAGCAACAGAAAAACAUCUCUAUAGUUAAACAGUCUAGCUGUGAGCAAGAAUCUCUAGAAAUAUGCCCGCUAUUUCCAGUCCCAAAGUGGAGUCCAUGGUCAAUGUGGAUAGAGUCUGGUGCCUCUGAGUUCCGUUUCCGGGUUUGCCUUUCCCAUGAAACCGGAAGUUCAGGAUGUGACGGAAAAUCUAUUGAGGAGCGGAAGUGUAGAAGUCGUAGAGUCGGUAAUUGUCAGUCUCCGCUAGGAAAGCCCAUAUCUAGAAAGGAGAGUAAAUGCGAAGGAAGCAACGUUGCCGACUACACAAAACUAGAUAUUUUGCUCCCAAGUUUAAAAAACGAAGAUUAUGACUGCAUGUUUUCUCUGUAUGACACCGCCGAGUCCAAAUUUGUCCACACAAAUUGGACCCUCAACCAGCUGUUAAACAAAGGGGAUCCAGUGGUCUGGUGUGCCCACAGAGGCAUGUUUGUUCCUUUUGUAUCUGCAAAUCAGAGGUGCAGUCAUCAUCUCAAGGACUUCUGCAACAAACCAAAGGUCUGUGCACAAAAGAAGAGAAAGGGACUAAAGGACCGAGGAGACUUCAAGAAGAAAUGUUGGAAAAAAUUUCUGUUGGGAGAAUCUCUUCCAGUUGCACUACCUCUACACGAUAAGUAUUUCAUCUGCCAGAGGUUCGCAGACGAAACUGAAUUUGCUCAUAUCUUUGGAAACAAGCCUCUCUUCACAACAGUGUACGACACCAAAAGGAAAAUUCCACUAAUCUCAUUUGGUCGCUUCAGCAGUCUUGGAGAUAAGUCUUGGCCCGCUGUACCUACUAUGAUUGAGAAAGGUCUGAAAAAAAUUGAACCAAUGGAUGUCGGCCUGAAAAAGAAGCGAGAGCCAAAUGGACUUCAGUAUGUAUCAACUGAAGAUAUGACCUUCGAACAAAGAUGUCAGCUUGGAGUAUACCAGGCUAUAGAGUCUGACUAUGAGAACCAACCAUACCAGCUACAAUAUCUUUUGGCCCCUGAGUUAGCUGGAAGUGAUGUUGCAAAACGGAUCGCUACUCUUUCCAUGACCAAUACAGUUCCUAUCCAUGCCUCUAUUUACAGCGCCUGGAAACAGGCAUUGGAAAGUGUUAGAAAAUACGCCAUAAAUGUUUGUGGAGUUAUUAACCUGGAUCAAAAUGUUGAAAACCAUCACAGAAGAAAGAAGAACAAUUCCGCUGACUUACAUAUUUUAGCUGGAGGAGUGCCAUCUGAGAAUAAAACGAUUGGAAAUGAUGUAAAUGUCCCGGAUGUCAUUUGGUUGGCCGGAUGUUGUGUAAAAGGUGGUGAAACCAAGUCUUUUGCGAUCUAUGUAAGAAACGUCCAAAAUGGACAGAUAAUUUCAGCUCCUGUUGAACAAGUCGAGGUUCUUCUAUCAGAUCUUCAUAAAUCCGAACCAACGGUUCGGUUAUUUCCGGCACUGAACGGAAUGUGUGCAGACUUACAGAAUGACGUUUCAAAAUACGUGAUUGUUUGAAAGGUAUAGCAGACACAGUGUUAAACAUAAACAUUACUUUUUACAGUUCUCCCAUCCCUAACAUCUUGGAAAUAAUACUCAGCAAUUUAUAAAAUCUGUACACAAAAUGGUUUGAUCUAAUUACUUGUUUGUACAAUUUGGAUUACUCGAAAUCAAAAUUAAGAUGACAAAAAUUACAAGUUUGUUUAGAAUUCUACAACUGCAAUGAUUUAUGGUGGAUUAUGAAGUACAAAUGAUCUUUUUCAUUUCAAGUAUAAAAGCAAUAGAAAUCGUUUUCCAUUCAUUUUGUGUGUACAGAAUCAUCGAUAUGUUUAUGUUUAUAUACAUUUGUAUUUCUACAGGUUUUGGUACAAUACCCUUUACAUGGCAAUACUGAACGGUAAAAUACUCAAAGUAUAUUUCAUAUUUUAAGUAUUCAUUUAUCUUGACAUACAAAUAAAUGAAACUUAAGUAAAGGUACACAAUACCAUACAUUGUGUUAAAACUUCUAAGAAAGUUUAGUAGACCCAAGAUAUUUGACUUAUAGUGUGUAAACAAACCCGGCGAAAGGAUAUCUGUUCUAUUCCAUGUUUCAAAAGAAAUAGUUUCUACGUUGAUGAAAACUUAGAUUGUGCGAAAUGUUGCACUUUCUAGCACCUUUUAGUUUUCUUGGUUCAAAAAGGGUAAUUUAAGUAAUUCACAACUUGCUUUCAGUGUUCAAUCUCCAUGUACAUAUUCUUUAGAUAUACAUAAAACGCUUUGCCAUUUUCGUUACAAUGCAUUCAUUAAUGAGUCGAACAUUUUUCUUCUUAACAACAUUUAUUCAGACAUGCUCAUAGAGCUUUCCUGUAGGUACAAGCUACUCUGUGACUACAAUUAAUUUACAUUUCUCUCAGUUUAAAGGCUCAAAUAUUUGUGACUGCAUGACUUUAAUUUUGAGCGCAUAAAACAACAAAAAAAGAACACAACACAUAUUAUGACGUGAAAAACCACCCUACCGUUUCCAUAUAAAGCAAUAUUUCAAGUUAAUUUUAUCAUUGUGGUAGUUUGCAUAGAUCCAGGCAAUUAUACUCAAUAUAAUACCCUAACUGCUUGUAAAAUCUAAAGAAUUAGCCCAUGCAGUAGUUUAACAUUUAAGUUCAAGUUAUAGCUUAUAAGCAAACUUGUAUGAUAGACUUUGUAAUAUACCUUUUAAAGGUUUCUAAUUAAUAUAGAUUUUUGGCUUUAUCCAUUGAACCCAUAACUGCAAGUAUCUUACUCUAGCAUUUAUGUCGUUGUUUAUUAUACAUAUAUAACUUAUUACAAUUAUAGUGUAAAUAUCUUGAUAUUCGAAUUCAUGUCAUGUAUUGUUAAUAUUUUAUUUAAGUUAUAUUGCAUUUCAUUUUGUUCGUGUUAUUGCUGAAUAAAAUUGGUUUUCUUUAG